CGAAGAAGCAUCAUCAACGCACCAAGUUUGUAUAACGCCAGCAUGCCAAAGGAGUGUGGGGGCCGCGUCGGUAUGAGUCUCUCUGGUAGAAGGAAGUGGUGCAGACUAGACGAGGGACCUCGAAGGACGUUUGUACAUAUGAGAUAUGUCAAUAGACUAAUGGAGGCAGUCUCGGUUAAGUCACUAAUCAUCUCCCUGAUGACGGUGGCGGUUGGCCAGCAUUUUGCUGACUGGAUGGAGACCGUGACCUUGGGCUGGAGCUAUAAUGACCCAGUCUCUAAGGCACUGUACAGACCUGCGAGGGUGUUUCGAGACUUCGACUCGGGUAACUGGCAGAGGAGUAAAGGCAACUGUGCCUGCAACAGUAAAUACGCCAGAUUCACUGAAUCAGCUACGGAGGGACUACUAGAGGAAGGGAGGAUUGGGACUCUCUCAGGCCCGCAUGUCAUCACUACGGAUUACUCCAUUUCUCGCCUCCCGCAGCUCGGACUCAUCCUGGCAUAUGGUCUGAACCAUAUGCUCACCGCGGAUAUGGAUGUUGAAGCUACGGUCGGAGAAGUCUUACGUGUGCUUGAUGAUACGAUGGCACUAUACACUAAAGAGUACCUCGACGACGAGCUGGAGCUAUGGCGCUGCAGUUUGGAGGUCCUCAAUGGUGAAUUGGGAGGGGUCGAGAGAGGCAGUGUCGAAGAUGUCAUCGGAGGUGGGUGGAGUGGUGUCGUUAUGGAAAAAGCGGGGGCGGGAGGGAGCGGGCACAGACUGGUGAUGGGGGUGGAGGAGUCGAUCGUGGUGAAGCAUGCGAGAGAGGAGGUCAGCAAGGGGCAUGUCGGGUUCGUGGGCGAGGGCGGUUGCAAGGUCCUUGUGGCAUACUCGCUUGAUGCGGGAGAUGAACACAAAGUUGGGAAUGACGGUGGUGGGGAGGUGGUGUCGGAGGGAACAAACAUAUUGGACGAAGCGGUUCGUGGAACCGGUCUGGCGGAGGUGGCAGAAUUGUUCAAGGUAGUCAUCAAUGGUUUUCUGGGGGGGAAAGGUGGCAGUGAGAAGGUUGGCCCAUUGGAGGAAGGAGUGACGUGGUCCUCUAGAGGCUCGGCGGUUGCUGACUUCAGCCAUCCACCAUUUGGCGGCAUUGCCGAAGAGGCGGGAGGUGGCAAUGGGGAGCCAGUGGGCAAGAGGCAUGUGGUGGAGGUGAAAAGAGUUAUGGAGCUGGAGGUCAUACGGUUGGAUAGGCCAGAGAUAUUGGCUUCGAUUUUGGUGAUGGACGCGCGGAUGUCCGUUUGGAAAGAGGACAUCAUGCGAAUGAGGGUGGCGAUAUCGGUGGCAACGGGCUCGGAUCUUUGUUUGCACGUAAGUUCGCGAGCGAGGCUGUCAACAAACUGGGUGUUAACGGCGGUCAUAUCGAUGCUGGAGGAUUGGGCCAUGUUGGGGGAAGAUGGAGUGGAUGCGGUGGCUGAGGCGACGGUUGCGGAUGAGGUGGAGGCAGACACGGCGGCAACGGCGACAGCGACGGCGGCGUCGGCGGCGUCGGCGGCUGCGCGUUGGGAGGUCUUGGUUUGGCGUGGUGGCAUGUGGAGAUGUAGCCACCCUUAUUUGUUUGAUGGAGUAGAGCCUGAGCCAUUUGAGGAGGGGGAGCAUCUCGUUCAGGCUAGCGGGAAAUUACGGCUAUUGGAUGCUUUGUUGAGGAAGCUUAAGGAAGGAGGCCACCGUGUCCUGAUCUACACGCAGAUGACACGUACACUUGAUAUUUUGCAGGACUAUCUGGAGUAUCGCAACUACUCCUUUGAGAGACUAGAUGGUUCAGUCCGUGCAGAGGAGCGAUUUGCAGCAGUUCGCAGCUUCAGUGCACAGGGUGAUACUGAUGGUCACAGAGCGGACUUCUCCGGAACUCACAAUGAUGAGCAUGCAAAGGCUGCAUUUGUUUUCUUGUUGACAACAAGGGCCGGAGGAGUUGGUCUCAACCUCACAGCAGCAGACACAGUCAUCUUUUUUGAACAAGAUUGGAAUCCUCAGUGUGAUAAGCAAGCUGUCCAACGUGCCCAUCGGAUUGGUCAGACAAAGCCUGUUCUUUCCAUAAACCUUGUUGUUUGUGACACCGUCGAAGAGGUCAUAAUGAAACGAGCCCAUAAGAAACUGAAACUGGCACGUGACUUAAUGUCAAGUGAGGAAGAGAACAACAAGGAGGAGGAGGAAGAGGAGCUUCAACCUCCACAUGUGAAAGAUCUCCACCAAAUGCUACAGCACGGGCUGCACAAGCUUCUUGGCCCCUUGGGAUCAGAGCCCGAGUCAUCGUCAACGGGUGUCAUCGGAUCUAGCAUUCUGGCGAAGACGGAAUCGGGAGGAGAGUCCUGUGCACGUGACGAGGAUGAGGGUCGUAACUAUGAUGGUAUGGUGUUUGCAGCCCUCAAGCAAAGAGGGGCAGAAGAUAAGGACAUAAUAGCAAGGGACGCAGAGCUCACAGGUGGCGACGAGGAAAAAGAAGGGCAGAGGGAGCUCAAAGACAAGGAGGCCUUGGAAAGCCUCAUCGUGGAUGCCAAUACGGGCAGACCACGAUCAGCUGCCGGCAAGCUCAGGUUGGACAGUGAGGCCAGAGGAGGUUUAAGGACGAGAGAUGCAAAGUCUUUAGAACAAAGGAAGGAAGAAGAAGAGGAAAGGAAAGUGAAGAGGCACAGGGUAGCUGAGGACAGGAAAAGAGCGAAGUGGGAAGCAAUCGGGUACACAUCGAUGGCCGUCAGUGUUCCGUGUGAGGUGUCUGCUGCAGGUGAGCUAGCAGCAGACACAGCAGACAAAAACGAUGUGGCAGGAAAUGGCGAGGACGAGGACUUGAAUUUUGUCUUCGGCGACUGCACGAAACCGAUACUCAAGGGUAACGAAAAUGCAGCAAUUAUCUUGAGUGCCGUUGAUGACUCAGUUAUGGGUUACUGACUUACUAACUCGGCAUGUGAUUCUCAAAAGGGCUUCACUCCACUACUCACCAAAUGUGCAAAACUACCGUAGAAUGAAUCUUCUCCUAGAAA
Messenger RNA from Chara braunii, 3011 nucleotides. The record is from the annotation of a GenBank genome assembly. NCBI's taxonomy places the organism in Eukaryota, Viridiplantae, Streptophyta, Charophyceae, Charales, Characeae.